Hyposmocoma kahamanoa is the source of this 3423-nucleotide messenger RNA. Its product is annotated as multiple epidermal growth factor-like domains protein 11. The transcript is spliced from 9 exons. The coding region runs from base 115 to 2991 and encodes 958 amino acids. The record is from RefSeq and is a predicted model, not a curated record. NCBI's taxonomy places the organism in Eukaryota, Metazoa, Arthropoda, Insecta, Lepidoptera, Cosmopterigidae.
ACCAAAUGAAAUGGUAGUGUUAGAAGUCUUUGAUCAAUUAAUUUAAAAGUAUUUUCCUUAUCUGUGGAGUUUGAAACAUUAACGUUCUAAAUUUGAAAUUAAAAUUUUAGUAAAAUGUGGUCGACUUCAAGAGUGUUUUGUUUUUUAGUAUUACCUAUUUUAAACGUGGAAGCUUUUAAAUUGGGAGAUGAUGGUGUUUGCAUUGCGAAAAUUAGUGUUCCAAAGACAAGAAUAAAAUAUGUGACUUUGAAUAAGUGGUGCGGCAAAAAGAAAUGUGUUGUUAAAAGAACUGAGAGAUACAAGGAAACUGCGGAAAAACCAGUUUGUUGCAACGGAUGGGAAUACUUCGUAGACAAAGAUAUAUGUUCACCAAUAUGCAGAACUGGAUGCAUCGGGGGCCAGUGCGUCGCCCCCGAAGUCUGCCACUGUGAUCCGUCUUCAGUACUGGAUCCAUCACAUAAGAACACCUGUAUCAAAUCUAAAUGCGACUAUCCAUGCAUUAAUUCUGAUUGCAUCAACAACACUUGUAUUUGCCAUCGAGGUUUUACAAAAUACAACACAACGCAUUGUCAUAAAUGUGACUCAGGCUACUUUUUGAACGACGACUUUGAUUGCAUACCAAUCUGUAAUAACCCUUGUUCUAAUGGCAAAUGUACGGCACCUGAUACGUGUACUUGUCUGGAUGGUUACGUACAGAAAGAUAACAUUACGUGUGACCCGAUCUGCAAUUGCGUUAAUGCCACUUGUGUUGCUCCUAAUAAGUGUUCAUGUUAUGAAGGAUAUACGCAUUUAAACGAUAGUGCUUGUGCGCCUAAGUGUGAUAAUUGUGAUGGAGAGUGUGUUGAACCUUAUGUUUGUAAAUGUAAAGAAGGUUUUUCUAAUUUUAAUGGUACUUGCAAGGCGAAUUGUGAUAAAUGCAAGCAUGGUGAAUGCCUUAACACUGGAGUUUGUCGUGAAAACGACGCUGAUAAAAAUGAAACAGGCAACAAUUUAAGGAAUAAUCUGUGCAAGACGACUGUGGCGGCGCAUGUGAAAUCAUAUUACGCGAAAUCGAAAUCACAAGCUUGCCCAAAGAAGACCGACUGUGACCAGAAUGACCUUAAGGAAUUUAAGGGUAAAUUUAAUGCGAAAACGCAACGAUGUUGCUUCAAGAAAAUUCAGAAAUAUAUUGAAAAAGAAACGUGCUGCCCUGGUUACGAAUGGAAAAAUGAAGAAAAACUUUGCGCUCCCAUAUGCACGAAAGGUUGCGUAGGCGGAAGGUGCACAGCACCUGACCAAUGCGACUGUGACCGCCCUCUUAUAUUGAAAAACUUCAAGUGUAUCACUCCAAAAUGUGAACCUUCUUGCACCAAUGGCCAAUGCAUUGACGACGAUAAAUGCGAAUGUAAUCCGGGGUAUCGUAGUGUAAAUUCGACUUUCUGCGUUAAACAAUGCGAUCUCGGGUAUGAUAAUGAUCCAACAACCUUAAUCUGCAACCCAAUAUGUGACAACAGAUGUGUGAAUGGAACCUGUGUUGCACCAAAUACUUGCGAUUGUUUAGGUGGAUAUAAAAAAAUUGAUCAAUACAAUUGUGCUCCAAUUUGUUCACCGUCUUGUAAAAAUGGUCAAUGUACAGCGCCAAAUGAAUGUUCAUGCUUUGAAGGCUAUAAACGGGAGAAUAUUACCAGUUGUGCUCCAAUUUGUACAUCGUGUGAUCAUGGAGAUUGUAUAGCCCCGAACACAUGUGUUUGUCACGACGGGUAUUCUAAAGUCAAUGGCACAUGCACGGCUGUUUGUAAUCAACCCUGUACUAACGGAGUUUGUAUAGAGCCUAAUAUUUGUAGUUGCAAUAGAGGCUACAUAAAAGACACAGAAAAUCCGUUCAAUUGUAUUCCGAGUUGUGAACCAAAGUGCGUUAACGCCACUUGUAUCUUUCCUAACAAGUGUUCGUGUCUAAAUGGAUACGAAACGACAGAUAACAACUACAGUUGCAAACCCAAAUGCGUUGGUUGCAUUAACGGUGACUGUGUAGCACCAAAUAAGUGCCGUUGCCAUACUGGAUACAUCUUGAUUGAUGGGAAUUGUAAACCUUAUUGCGAAAAGAAUUGUACUCAUGGAACUUGCACGGCACCAAACACUUGUACUUGUAAAAAUGGAUAUAAGCAAGAUGAUAGCGAUAACUAUACUUGCUUAGCGAUCUGCGACAAACCAUGUGUCAAUUCUACAUGUGAUUCCCCAAAUCAUUGUAGCUGUCUUGACGGUUAUAAAAAGACUGAAGUUGAAUCAGUGUGUGAACCAAUUUGUUUAUCUUGUAUAAACGGGGAUUGUAUAGCACCUGAGAAAUGUAGAUGUUUCGAUGGCUACGAUUCGGCUGGGAUGGAUGGAAAAUGUUCCCCAGUCUGUACUAAACCGUGUAUUAAUGGUCAAUGUACAUCUCCAAACACAUGUUCUUGUACCAAAGGCUAUGAAAAUGACAAGGAUGACCCUUCUAUCUGUUAUAUAUCCUGUUCUGGGCCUUGCAAGAACGGAAAGUGCACUUUAGAAGGGAAGUGUGUUUGCAAUCCCGACUACAAACUCGAGAAUGGGACAUGUAUUUAUAGACCAUUACUCUGUUCCUCUUGUAAGCAUAGUUGUGUACAUGAUGACUGUCAUUGCGACAAUGGUACACGAUGCAUAGUCGAGGCUCACACUGAAGUCGCCUCCUCGACGACUACAGCCGGGUUGGCUGGUCUAGAAGUUACUUGGAUAUCAGCUGCGGCUACAGUUCUUCUAUUGCUGGUGCUCCUUGCGGUUGUCAUGCAGCGAAUUUACAAUCGACGGAGGAAAUUUGAGAACAGUAAAAUUGAGGAAGGUAACCACUACGGCAGUGUAGUAUACACGGUGCCCGAUGCUUUGAUAAAUAACAAAGUCAAUCUUGACAACGUGGAUGAAAUCGAAGAGGCUGAAUUAGCCGAGGACGAAGAUAGCCGAGAACCUUUAAAUUCCAGCGCGGUUCAAAAUAAUCAAGUUUAGUAUACUAUUCGGAAUUGCUUUGAAGAACUAUAUGAUUUUAUAAAAAGAAUUUCAGAACUCAUACACUUAAGUUCAAGUGAACAUGAGUAUAUUUUUGUAUUUGUACAUAAUAAUAAAUUGGCAGAAUAGUAGGAUCGGGUGCUUCUCAUCGAAGGUCGUGCCAGAAAAAUAUAAUGUUUGAAAAACAUUACUUACCAUACACAAGCACUUUGUAAAUAUAUAAUGGUCUGUUUACUAAACAUCUGUAGCAAUUUCAGGGACUUUAUUUUGAGGUGUCUUUUACUUUUUGUUGGAUUGAUUUUAUUUAACACUUCUUCAUCUAUUUUGAAAAUUAAGGGAGUAUUGUUCUUAUUUCGGCGCUCUAGUGGGUUUUUUUUAUGAUAUCAAGUGAGAGGACGAACAAGUCGUGCGCUUGGUGAAAAAGACACGCCU